Molecule: messenger RNA, 3081 nt
Organism: Anguilla anguilla (European eel)
Lineage: Eukaryota; Metazoa; Chordata; Actinopteri; Anguilliformes; Anguillidae
Product: ephrin type-B receptor 2-like
Exons: 16
Coding region: 108-3068 (986 amino acids)
Biological process (GO): protein phosphorylation; axon guidance; central nervous system projection neuron axonogenesis
Cellular component (GO): neuron projection; plasma membrane
Molecular function (GO): transmembrane-ephrin receptor activity; ATP binding; protein binding
Source: RefSeq, a predicted model, not a curated record
AGAGAAGGUUUGCCCGUCUCCAUCAGUUUGCGCUGUCAAUGGCUUGCUGGACGUAUUCUAUUUGAAUGCCUGGGCUUUUUACAUUUUUGUACUAAGAUACCCGCGCAAUGAUGGAUAUCUUAUGGAUUUUAUGGAUACUACUACCCUCUGUGUGGACCGUAGAAGAAAUGUUAAUGGACUCCACAACAGCAACGGCCGAGCUGGGCUGGACUGUGUAUCCCACAUCAGGGUGGGAGGAGGUGAGCGGAUACGAUGAGAACAUGAACACCAUCCGCACCUACCAGGUGUGCAACGUCUUCGAGAACAGUCAGAACAACUGGGUGCGCACCAAGUACAUCCGUCGCCGUGGCGCCCAGCGCAUCCACGUGGAGAUGAAGUUCUCGGUGCGCGACUGCAGCAGCAUCCCCAACGUGCCCGGCUCCUGCAAGGAGACCUUCAACCUGUACUACUACGAGUCUGACUCGGACACCGCCAACAAGGUGUCCCCGGCCUGGAUGGAGAACCCCUGGAUCAAGGUGGACACCAUCGCGGCGGACGAGAGCUUCUCGCAGGUGGACCUGGGCGGGCGGGUGAUGAAGAUCAACACGGAGGUGCGCAGCUUCGGGCCCGUGUCCCGCCACGGCUUCUACCUGGCCUUCCAGGACUACGGGGGCUGCAUGUCGCUCAUCGCCGUGCGCGUCUUCUACCGCAAGUGCCCCCGCGUGGUCCGCAACGGCGCCGUGUUCGGGGAGACGCUGUCGGGGGCGGAGAGCACCUCGCUGGUGGCGGCGCGGGGCGUGUGCGUGCCCAACGGCGAGGAGGUGGAUGUGCCCAUCAAGCUGUACUGCAACGGCGACGGAGAGUGGAUGGUCCCCAUCGGCCGCUGCAUGUGCAAGGCUGGCUACGAGGCGGUGGAGAACGGGACUGUCUGCAGAGCUUGCCCCUCUGGCUUCUUCAAGCCAUCCCAGGGAGACCAGCCUUGCCUCCAGUGUCCCAUCAACAGCCGCACCACCAACGAAGGCGCCACCAGCUGUGUCUGCCGCACCGGCUACUACCGCACUGACUCGGACCCUUUCCAGAUGCCCUGCACCACGAUCCCCUCCGCGCCGCAGAGCGUGAUCUCCAGCGUCAACGAGACGUCCCUGAUGCUGGAGUGGACGUCGCCGCGGGAGAUGGGCGGCCGGGAGGACGUGGUCUACAACAUCAUCUGCAAGAGCUGCGGGACGGGGCGCGGGGCCUGCACGCGCUGCGGGGACAACGUGCAGUUCGUCCCGCGCCAGCUGGGCCUGAUCGAGCCGCGCGUCUACAUCAGUGACCUGCUGGCCCACACGCAGUACACCUUCGAGAUCCAGGCCGUCAACGGCGUCUCGGACCAGAGCCCCUACUCCCCGCAGUACUCCUCCGUCAACAUCACCACCAACCAGGCCGUUCCAUCUGCUGUAUCCAUCAUGCAUCAGGUGAGCAGGACUGUUGACAGCAUCACUCUCUCCUGGUCACAGCCAGACCAGCCCAACGGGGUCAUCCUGGACUAUGAAUUGCAGUACUAUGAGAAGGACCAGACAGAGUACAACUCGUCCACGGUCAGGAGUCUGACCAACACAGCGGUCAUCCGCGGCCUCAAGCCAGGCGCUAUCUACGUGUUCCAGGUGCGUGCCCGGACCGUGGCCGGGUUCGGGCGCUACAGCGGCAAGAUGUACUUCCAAACUAUGACCGAAGAGGAGUAUAAGACCAGCCUGCAGGAGAAGCUGCCCCUCAUCAUCGGCUCAGCUGCCGCCGGCUUCGUCUUCCUCAUCGCCAUCAUCGUCAUCAUCAUCGUCUGUAACCGAAGGAGAGGCUUUGAGAGAGCAGACUCUGAGUACACAGACAAACUCCAGCACUACACCAGCGGCCACAUGUCUCCAGGAAUGAAGAUCUACAUUGACCCCUUCACAUACGAGGAUCCCAACGAAGCAGUGCGCGAGUUCGCCAAGGAGAUCGACAUCUCCUGCGUGAAAAUCGAGCAGGUCAUCGGGGCAGGGGAGUUUGGGGAGGUGUGCAGCGGUAGCCUGAAGCUCCCGGGGAAGAGGGAGAUGUUUGUGGCCAUUAAGACCCUGAAGUCGGGCUACACAGAGAAGCAGAGGCGGGACUUCCUGAGCGAGGCCAGCAUCAUGGGCCAGUUCGACCACCCAAACAUCAUCCACCUGGAGGGCGUGGUCACCAAGAGCAGCCCUGUCAUUAUCGUCACGGAGUUCAUGGAGAAUGGCUCCCUGGAUUCCUUCCUCCGGCAAAACGACGGGCAGUUCACGGUCAUCCAGCUGGUGGGCAUGCUCCGCGGCAUCGCGGCCGGCAUGAAGUACCUCUCGGACAUGAACUACGUCCACCGGGACCUGGCCGCCCGCAACAUCCUGGUCAACAGCAACCUGGUGUGCAAGGUGUCCGAUUUCGGCCUGUCCCGUUUCCUGGAGGACGACACUUCAGACCCCACCUACACCAGCGCCCUGGGCGGGAAGAUCCCUAUUCGAUGGACUGCCCCAGAAGCGAUCCAGUACAGGAAGUUCACGUCAGCCAGUGAUGUCUGGAGCUAUGGCAUUGUCAUGUGGGAGGUGAUGUCCUAUGGAGAGCGUCCGUACUGGGAUAUGACCAAUCAGGAUGUGAUCAAUGCGAUUGAGCAGGAUUACCGGUUGCCGCCGCCCAUGGACUGCCCCAGCACCCUCCACCAGCUCAUGCUGGACUGCUGGCAGAAGGACCGCAACAACCGGCCCAAAUUCAGCCAGAUCGUCAACAACCUGGACAAGAUGAUCCGUAACCCCACCAGCCUGAAGACCACCACCCCCCUCUCAUCAGGAAUUCACCUACCUCUCCUGGACCGCAGCGUGCCCGACUUCUCCAGCUUCAGCUCGGUGGAUGAGUGGCUGGAUGCCAUCAAAAUGGGCCAAUACAAAGACAACUUUGCCAACGCUGACUUCAGCAGCUUUGACAUGGUCUCCGAGAUGACUAUGGAUGACAUCCUCAGAAUCGGGGUUACGUUAGCAGGACACCAGAAGAAGAUUCUCAACAGCGUGCAGAUGAUGAGGGCCCAAAUGAAUCAGAUCCAGUCUGUAGAGGUUUGACCCUCGGGGGUGG